UGGUCCUGUGGGGGUCCUGACCAUUGAAGAAGAGAAACAGAUGGACUACAGUCUGGAAUUGUAGAACUACAAAGGUGGAGUACAGUAAGUGGAGCUGAUAAAGUGAACACUGAGUGUAGAACCCAGGAGGUGUGUUGAUGAAUCUUUGAUGAAUGUAUGUAUCGACACUUUGAUCCUUUCAUCAGGAUUAAUGGCGUUUUUAUUUAUUGUAAGUAAAUAUUCCACAUUGUAAUGGAAUUCUGCCCUUUGAUCAGGUCAAACAAUUAGUGUUUAACAUGUCAUGAUUAGUUUAAACAAAACUCAGGUAUAAGAUAAAUAACUCCAUGCGCGUGCAUGUGUGUGUGUGUGUGUAUGUGUGUGUGUGCGUAGAAGUGGGCUGUUCUCCGUGACGUCAUCCACUCCGCUAUCACAUUCCAGCAUUCCACCCCGAGAGCAGCGCGAGUUUCGGAGAGACGAAGAGGAAAAACAAAACGGAUCGGACACACAGAAGAAAGAGAAAGAGGAACGGGAAAAGAGCAUUCCAGCGCUCAGGUGAGGCUCGCGCGCACUGCUGCUCUCACUGGAUUAUAAAUCUGGCCACCACGUCCAUCAUCUACACUGUGAAACUGCUCCGUCCUCCAGCCUCUCCCCAGCAUGGGCAGCUCCACGGACCCACAUCUACUGUCGCGCGCCAAUGAGCCCGUUUAACGCCCCGCGCGCCUUUGGAACCCGAGCGGUCACUUCUUAUCCAGCCGUAUCCAUCCAUCAAUCCAUCCUCUCGAGCCCCUGCGGGAUGAUGCGCGCAGCAUGGACGUAACGCACUUCAAUGCCACGCGCGACAGCGGUGGUGUCGGAGGCGGCACCAACUCCACGCGGCCGUGGCCGCACGCGGACGUGGCGGCGGCCUUCAUCAUCCUGGUGGUCUCGCUCCUCAUCCUCUUGACCAUCGUCGGGAACGCGCUGGUGAUCGUGGCCGUGCUGACCAGCCGCGCGCUCCGCGCCCCGCAGAACCUCUUCCUUGUGUCGCUGGCGUGCGCCGACGUGCUCGUGGCCGCGCUCGUGAUCCCGUUCUCGCUGGCUAACGAGGUGAUGGGCUACUGGUACUUCGGCAGCGCGUGGUGCGCGCUCUACCUGGCGCUGGACGUCCUGUUCUGCACGUCGUCCAUCGUGCACCUGUGCGCCAUCAGCCUGGACCGCUACUGGUCGGUGACGCGCGCCGUGCGCUACAACCUGAAGCGCACGCCGUCGCGGGUGCGCUGCGCCAUAGCCGCCGUGUGGCUUGUGUCGGCCGUCAUCUCCUUCCCGCCGAUCGUGGUCACGCGCCACGGCGAGGGCGAGUGCCUUCUGAACGACGAGCCGUGGUACAUCCUGUCCUCCGCGCUCGUGUCCUUCUUCGCGCCCGGACUCAUCAUGGUCACCGUCUACUGCAAGAUUUACCGCGUGGCCAAGCAGCGCUCGGCCACCGUGUGCGCGGCGCAAAACGGCACCAUAGCGGCCGCUGUGGCCAAGGCGACGGCGGCGGCGACGAUGCGCGCGGAUGGCUGCGCUGCGCGCCGCCGCGCCGCCGACACGGAGAGCGUGAGCAGCUCUGGAAGCGACGCGCGGCGCGAGGAGCUCGACGACAUCGACCUGGAGGAGAGCGGCGUGGGGAGAAUGCGAGACAGCGGCAGCGGUGGCGCGAGCACCGCUGACGGAGGUGGAGGAGGAGGAGGUGGAGGGAGUGGAGGAGGUUGCCGUCGCGCGCCCUGGGCAACCAGCCGCGCGCUCAUUCCGACUCUGCAGCCGCCGCCUUCCUCGCGCUCGCGCUCGCACCUGGGCGCGUGUCGGAGCAGAGCGGCGCAACUGCGCGAAAAGCGCUUCACGUUCGUGCUCGCGGUGGUGAUGGGCGGCUUCGUGCUCUGCUGGUUCCCCUUCUUCUUCACUUACAGCCUGCGCGCGGUGUGCGGGGAAAGCUGCGCCGCGCCGGAGGGCCUCUUCAAGCUCUUCUUCUGGAUCGGAUAUUGCAACAGCUCCGUGAACCCCAUCAUCUACACGGUCUUCAACAGGGACUUCAGAAAGGCCUUCAAGAAAAUACUGGGCCUCAGCCAACCUGCGCGGACUUGAUAAUUGCCACAGACCACAACCAGCAGGAGACAAAACAGGGCUGGAGGAACAUGCAUAGUGAUGAGGGACUGUAUAUGAUGCUGAAAGAACACACAAAGCCUGCACAGAGCUGAGGACACAUAGAGAGGACUGAGGACACUUACAGGGGGCUAAGGGCACAUAUAGAGGGCUAAGGGCACAUAUAGAGGGCUGAGGACACAUAUAGAGGGCUGAGGACAUGUAUAGAGGGAUAAGGGCACACACAGAGGGCUGAGGACACACACAGAGGGCUGAGGACAUGUAUAAAGGGCUGAGGACAAGUACAGGGGGCUGAGGACAAGUACAGAGGGCUGAAUUCACUCUUUCAUUACUGGAUUAACACUGUUUAAACAGUUCUGCACAUCAUUUACUUUAUUCCAAUGUGCACACUAUCAGUCAAAAGUUUGGACAUACCUAACUGAAUGUGCAUUGUUUGUAAUGAUGCAGAUAUUUCUGUCUCAAGGGUUAAUAUUAUUAUUAUUAUUAUUAUUAUUAUUAUUAUUAUUAUUAUUAUUAUUAUUAUUAUUAUUAUUCCUAAAAGCAAAGGAAAAUAUAACAUUUGAUGGACUAUUGGUACCUAUCAUAUAGGUUGAUUCCUAUGAUUCUGUUACAUAACACACACACGUUUCUAUAGGUUUCUAUUGCUUUUGUGUUACUGUAGCUAAAUAAUACUACACCUAAACUUAAUUCUAACCUUAACCUCAGUAUCCAAAAGGCAUUUUUUCUGCUCUUUUAGUUUUCAAAUAACAAAUAAAUUGUGGUAAAAAUAACACAUGCUCAAGUUAGGAGUGAACUUUUCAUGUAGUCCUAGCGAGGACAUGUACAGCAAGUAUAGCAAUACAAGAACACACGCACACGCGCGCGCGCACACACACACACACACACACACACACACACAGUACCAUCCAAAAGGCAAAAUAGUUUUGGUGUUAGUGUGCUUGCUAACCCUACAGGAAGCUCAGUACUGUAUGUAGCUAUUAUCCAAUACCUGGUUCAGCUAAAGCGAUCAUUAAAGCAAUCAAGAGUGCUGCUGGGGAAAUUUAACAAAUCCAUGCAAUGGUGGGAGAUCACAGAGUAGUCAAUACAUUAAGCCUGUGCUCUUCUAACCAAAAAAUCCCUGUUACUUAUUACUGCGUUUAUGUUGCCUUGGUGCAGUUCGCUAAAGUGCCCAAGCAAGACUUCUUCGCAGCAACAUGCGCACAUAUACAUAUAGAGGACUCCAAAAGUCCGAGACCUCAUUGAAAAUCUGGGAUUUUUUUCCAUUAUAAAAUUGUGGAGGAUGUAAAACAAAGAUGCACUGACCAUGUUGAGGAAGUAACCAAAAAAUGUCAUUUUUGAUUUGUUAGUCAUAUUUUUUUAGACUUAUCUCUUCCAUUAAAGCUUGUAUCCAGAAGACUCUCAGGAGGAUUUGAUCUACUCAUUGGAGGCUUUUAAACAAACUUGUGGAGAAUAUUAAACUAUUAAAAAAAAUAGAAAGGAAUGCAACUUAGAAAUAUUUUCACUAGUGGGUGGUCUCAGACUUGUGGACCCCAGUGUGUGUAUAUAUAUAUAAAAAUCAAGAAAAAGGGGAACUUUUCAUUUCAAAUAGAAGGAAUAUUAACUGUUAAUGUUAUUAGUGUUUUAAUAGUUGUGAUGUCCUCACUGUUUUCUAUAAUGUGGAAAAUGGUUAAAUAAGAAUAUACCUUCUAUAAGUGGGUGUGCACAAACUUUUGACUGAUGGCAUACAUCUUUUUCAUGCAAAAUAAACUAUGUGACAUUAAUCCAGUUGUUGCCAGUAAUAAGUAAACUGCAAGGUAAACUGUGCUGAAUUGACUCAAGGUAAGGGUGUUUGUGCCCAGCUGGAUGCAAAACAACAUUUCUAUUAUUGAAUUAACGCGCAAUAGCUAAUAAACACGAGAAACAUCAUUUGUGUCCAACUGAACUUCCGAUGAAGACUAGAUUCAAUUUUGGAUUAGCAGCUACAGGCUUUAUUUGUGCCCAGCCGGACACAAAUGAACUCUUACACAGUUAACACCCACACUGUUGGAUUAACACCUACAGCUUUGAAUGGACCCUAUUAUGUUAAUUCACAUCCAGCUGAAAUUAAAUCAGCAGCUGUAAGAAAUCAUUCAAUACUGCAUGUAGACGGCAAUUGAUCUGUAGAUAACAUGCAGUAAUGAGACUUUGCUGAAUGAACAGACUGAAAGAAAUUUCGUCAGUACAGUCGACUCAAUGUGUACAUGAAAGGUUUAUAAUGUUAAAGCAGAUUUCAAGGGCAGAAAAGAAAUGUUAAUGACCACUAAUUCAUUCUGAACCUUUUAAAGAAAAAAAAAACACAUUAUGUUUUGAUAGUGUUGAAUUAACACCUACAGUGGUGAAAUAACCCCUGCGGUGCUGAAUUCACUCUGAGUAUACAAUGCAAGUGUACAUUCAGCACUCUGGAUUUCGCUGUCAUCUUUGUGGUGAUGUUAUUGUGGAACAUUUCAGCCUCUUUUUCCAUAAACAGGUUGCAUAUUAUUAGUCAUUCACAACCUUUCAAGUUCAUUUUCAGAAAAAAAAAAACUCAAAAUAUGUAAAUGCACUAACUGUUUAACCAGUUGGACUCAAAUUACCAGUGUAAUUGCUUAUUCAGAGCUGGUAACACUCCUGGGUCUUCUCAUUUUGUUUCAUCUUGAAAACGGCUGUAUUCUGAAACUGUAUUGUGGCAUCUAAUAAUAUAUAUUUUUUCCAGCAACUGGAUUUUUAAAA
Molecule: messenger RNA, 4827 nt
Organism: Pygocentrus nattereri (red-bellied piranha)
Lineage: Eukaryota; Metazoa; Chordata; Actinopteri; Characiformes; Serrasalmidae
Gene: adra2da
Product: adrenergic, alpha-2D-, receptor a
Exons: 1
Coding region: 787-2082 (431 amino acids)
Biological process (GO): adenylate cyclase-activating adrenergic receptor signaling pathway
Cellular component (GO): membrane
Molecular function (GO): adrenergic receptor activity
Source: RefSeq, a predicted model, not a curated record